Molecule: messenger RNA, 894 nt
Organism: Insectozyma verbasci
Lineage: Eukaryota; Fungi; Ascomycota; Pichiomycetes; Serinales; Debaryomycetaceae
Source: the annotation of a GenBank genome assembly
AUGUCAAGUAAAUCAAUAGUAGAACAGUUUGGUGUUGAUAAAAUUUCAGAUUCUGAAUACAAGAGUAAAUCACCAUUGAUCUUACCAUUUCCAAAAGCAAGAGGAGUAUAUGGUGGAAAUUUAGUUGGUCAAGCAUUAUUAGUAGCUAUAAAAUCAUGUCCAAAUACUAGUUUUAAACCACAUUCUUUACAUUCAUAUUUUAUUACUGCAUGUAAUAAUAAAGAUUUGGUAACUUAUAAAAUUGAAAAUUUAUCAAAUGGUAGAUCAUUUAUAAAUAAGCAGAUAAGAGCAUUACAAAAUGAUACAUUAGUAUAUAUUGCAAAUGUAUCUUUGACAAACAAGUUUAAAAAAGGAUUUAAAUUUGAAUCAGUGCAACAAUCGAAAGAAAAAAUCAAAGAUAUUCCAAUUUCAACAGUUGAUUCACAUUUAAAUAUAUAUUAUAAAUUUCCAAAGAAGUUUGUCAAAUUAGAUGAAACAAAAUACGAAGAAGAUCAAAAAGUAACAGAAAGAAAACUUAGUUUUUAUUCAAAAUUUGGAAAAGAUAGAGAUAUUACCAAUGAUGAAGAAGGUUGUUUAAAAUAUUUAGCAAUUACUAAUUUAGCAGAUAGUGGAUAUUUAACCUCCCUAACUAGAUUAUUAAGAAUUGAAGACUUUCCAAUAAACAAUCAUCGUUAUUUAUAUUUCCUUGUUAGUAUGGAUCAUACAAUGUACUUUCAUGAUGAUGAUUUUGAUAUAAAUGAAUGGAUCAAUAUUCAAUUUCAUUCAGUCAAUUUUAAUCAUGAUAGAAUAGUAUUUGAAGGAGAAUUAUUUAAUGAAAAAGGUACACAUAUAGCUACUUAUGUACAAGAAGGGUUAAUCAAAUUAAAUCAAUUAGAAGAAAAGGCUAAAUUAUAG